UAAGGGAAUCCUGUUUAUGUUGUGGAGCUCCGGUCUGAACAUUUGAAGCUUUGUUCAGGUUCUUGUUAAAAGCAGAACCUGAUGGAUGGCAAAAGCUGCUGUAACUUCAUGGACAAGUUGUCCAUCUGUAGUGACACUCAGCGCAUACAGCUGGCAAGGUCUUUCUGUGCAGACCCCGUGGUCAAAUUUCAUGUGUACCCAGAAACAGCAAACCAGGUCACUUGCUCUGAAGAUUUGUCAUUCCUUCCUUUCAUGUCGGAGCAUCUCAUCACAGAAAAUUUCUACAGCGAGUCCUGCACCUUUCCCUAUCAACUGCCUCGUUCCAAUUACAGCAGAAGUGAGUACUCCUACGGACCAGCUUUCAUCAGAAAGAGGAAUGAAAGGGAAAGACAGAGAGUGAAAUGUGUCAAUGAAGGAUACGCCAAACUGAGGCAUCACCUACCUGAGGAAUACUUAGAGAAACGGCUCAGCAAAGUAGAGACACUCCGUGCUGCCAUAAAAUACAUUAGCCACCUACAGUCUGUUCUGUACAGCGAAUCUGCGAUGCCAGAAAAAAAGAUCAUGGAACCAAGCCAAGCACCUAAAGCAACUAACAAACAAAACCAGUUUUUGAAGACUAUCUAAACUCUUCCAAACCAAGCAAAAGUUAUCCUGUCUAGGAACCUAAUAACCACUAUAUUAUUAAUGGCGUGCUUUUCUUGGUGCAUUUGAGGAGCAGAUCAUAUCACACAUCAGUAUUUAACCCAAAGAAAAGAGUUUUAAUUUCACAAAUAGAAGCUACAGUUAGCUAUGAAAAAGGCAACUAGCGAAAUAGCAUCUGAGUGGCUUAAACUAAUUCAUGGAAAUUGGAAAGCAUGUCUAAAAUUGCUACCAAACCAAUAAUGCAUACCUGUACAAGGAAAGUAACUAUAUACCAUCACACCCUGCAUGCUUUUAAAUAAAA
This is a messenger RNA of Struthio camelus australis, 943 nucleotides long. It is a transcript of the gene ASCL3, whose product is annotated as achaete-scute family bHLH transcription factor 3. Gene Ontology annotation, biological process: regulation of transcription by RNA polymerase II; developmental process. NCBI's taxonomy places the organism in Eukaryota, Metazoa, Chordata, Aves, Struthioniformes, Struthionidae. The record is from RefSeq and is a predicted model, not a curated record. Gene Ontology annotation, molecular function: RNA polymerase II transcription regulatory region sequence-specific DNA binding; DNA-binding transcription factor activity, RNA polymerase II-specific; protein dimerization activity.